AACAGAAGCCAAAACGUGUUAUGCGAAAUUUCUCCACAUUGCAAACCCUCGAUGGUGAUCUAACAGUUCGCGAGCUGUAAUGUAUUCCGAAGAAGAGUUGCUUGAUCUCAAUUAUAUGGCUGUCAACCGCAGGAUUACAAAAUAGCUCAAACUUUCAUCUAGGGAAAACGUGCACUAGGGUUUCAGCUGAUUACGUAUCUAUAUAUGCUUGUAACCAGUAUGUAACCAGUUUGUAGAAAGAGAUACAGCAAUGGACCCUACCACCCACACACCUCCAAACCGCAGCUUGAUCCAUUAGCAAGGGUCGAUAUAGAAAUUUUCUUUGCUCUGAUUGGCUGACGAUUCACUACUCAGACAGGAUCCACUGCGGAUUGGAUGCGCAGUAAAAUGAUGGAGAUGCUUGCGAAAGCUAAGGGUGGUAGAAAAAUCGGACAAAACCGAAACCUGAUGUACAGUACAUACAAAUAGGUUAGGGAUUGAUUAGAUAGUUUUUUACAAUUGUUUGAUUUAGUGUGACUUUUUAUCGAUAACGUUUGUCGAAAUAGCAUUUUAGCACAAUGUCAAACACAAACAUUAAUUUACCGAAAGCACCAAAGGAUCUGUGUUUCACAGAAAUGGAUUUCAUCCAGAAAAAUUUUAAUGUAGACACCUUCCUUCAAGAACACAAAAAAAAAUCGAAACUGGAGAAUAUGCGAGACGAUUUAGGAAUAUAUUUGAAAUUGCUGAGAUCUGCUAUGAUCGAUUUAAUUAACAGAGAUUAUAUAGAUUUUGUAAAUUUAUCAAGUAACUUAAUCGGUUUGGACAAAGCUAUUAAUGAUUUGCAAGGGCCAUUGGGUCAACUAAGGGAAGAAGUAAUGCAAGUGCAACAGACUUUGAAUGAUGAGAUCAAUGCAAUUUCUAUUAAUAUCCAUGAAAGCAAAAAAAUCAGAGAAUACAAGCAGAGUUUAUUCAGUUUACAACAUAUUUUCAAAUCAUUGAAUAAACUUUCGUCAGUAUUAUCGCUAAAUACAUUCCUGGAAAGUCCAACUAAAAUAGACAUUUUAGAGCAAGCUGCAACAGAAUUCAAUCAAUUGCAGUUUCACAUGUGUAGGUGCAAACUAGAUAUUAUCAAAGACAAGCAGAAGGAAUGUAAUCAACUGGAACAGUCUUACAUGACUCAUCUCAAUGAACUUUUCUUAGCUUGUAUUCAAGAGAAGAAUUCUGCCCUCUUAAUUCGUUGUUUAAGAAUAUAUGUUAUGCUUGAUAAAAUAAACGAUGCAGAGAAUUUAGUGAGAGAAGAGAUUGUUAGUCCACUGGUCGAUGGUGUGAUUAGCAUGGAGAACCUGCAAGUAGACUCACUUGGCUUACAAAGUAUAUACAAUAGAUUAUUAAAUAUUCUGAGCAUAGAAUUGAAACAACUUCUGGAUAUUACAUUACAUCCUAACAGAUGCUCUGUUAAGGGUUUCAACUUUUUAGUAAAUAGUUUUUGGGUCAAUGUAGAAGAAAAAAUUGAACAGUAUGUUAAAUGCAUUUUUGCUCCGGGAGAUCCAGUAUUAUUUCAUUCUCGUUAUAUAGCAACUUUGGAAUUUUUGGAGAAAUUAGAAGCCGAAUGUGUUACGACCGAUUCUUUAAGCGCACUAAAAAAUAAUUCGCAAUACAAGAAUUUCUUGAAAAAAUGGAAUUUACCAGUGUAUUUUCAAAUACGUUUCCAAGAAAUAGCUGGUGUUGUCGAGACUGUUUUAACAGAACCUGUGUCACCGGCGUCUAUAAAAGGGACUUUGGAAUCUCUCACGAAAAAUGAAUUUUCCUUGCACGCAACGUGUAUUUUGUGGGAAAAUCUAGAAAAGAUUUGGGCAAAUGAUGUGUAUCUUUAUCAGCUUUUUCAUAGAUUCUGGAAAUUCAACUUACAAAUGUGUGCCAGAUACCAAUCGUGGGCCUUAGCAGCACUUAAAGAAGUAUGGCCUAUAGAAAAUGAAGUAGGAUCUUCGAGGAAAUCGGAGCAUUACAUGAAACUCAAUUUUUUAAUAUUUCUAAAUCAAGAUAUAGAGAAAUUUGUGAAAAAACUCCCAUCGCUUCUGGAAAUAGCUGAAUUGAAACUUAAACAACAGACUCCGAUAAUAUUAAAAUUAUUAAAAGAUUCGCUGAGUGAAACUAUAAAAAAAUUGGAAACCAUUUUAUCGCAAGUCACUGAAGAAAUUGUAAACGAACUUUUAAAGCAAUGUAUAGUGCAUUUGAAACAAGUCAGUGAUAUUCCACGAUUAUUUAGGCGAACAAAUAGGGACGUAUCCACGAAACCGUGCGCUUAUGUAAAGAAUGCACUCGCCUUUCUUAUGAGCUUUCAUGCAGAUUACAAGAAAUUAAUCCCGGAUAAUGUUAAUCGUUGGUCGGAAUUAACUCUUUCUUCGUUGACCGAACAUUAUCUGGCGUCUGUAACAGACGUUUUAACAUCGGUACAAAAAACUGAGGAGAGUCUUCGAAGAUUAAAGAAGAUCCGGGACAAAUCCACAGGUUCCCUUUCUUCUGAAGUUCAAGGAGUCAGCGAUGAUGAAAAAAUACGUAUUCAGUUGCAAGUUGAUGUACAAGCUUAUGCGAACAUGAUUGCGGAAAUCGAGAUUACAUCUUCAAAUGUUCGUUAUGUGGAAGAGCUAUUGCGUACUGUAGAAACAGCAACAAAAAGAUAAUGUUCUUCUUCCUUUGCUUAUUUAAUUGUCUCGUCUAAAAAUCCAAAACAAGUAAAGUAUGGAAUUAUUUUACAGUAUAUUCUGAUCCCAUGAAUCGUUCUGCGGUAAUUCAAUGGUAGUAACCGUAUCUUGAUGGGGAUAAGAUGGAUGCCACCAAUUCAGAACUUGACAAUCAACAACGUCGUUUAAUAUGACUUGAUGCGUUAAUGUAUUAGGAACAUCCGACGUUCCAAAACCCAACUGUAAUUGGUAUAUACCUUGCUUUAAUAUCGCCACCUUCUGUAGAAUUAAUCCAGUUACUUGUGGUAGCAUGCUAUACCUCUGACAGGCUACCUACAAAUGGAGAGAAAAAUUAAAGUAAACGAUAAAAACAUAGCAAGUACAAAGUAUAUUCAAAUGGCUUGUACAGCAUUAAGUACCCUAAGUAGUUUACAGCCUUGUUCUGGAUUUACAGCUACAUCUUCCAACAUUUCAAUAAAAUCUGUCUUUCUACCAUUUA
Molecule: messenger RNA, 3159 nt
Organism: Megalopta genalis
Lineage: Eukaryota; Metazoa; Arthropoda; Insecta; Hymenoptera; Halictidae
Source: RefSeq, a predicted model, not a curated record